AUACGUUCGUGGUUGAAAGUGGGAUUCUAACCUAAAUUAAUCGUGCUACUACCCAAAGCUACAUUUUCGCAAAGCUUUACGUCAUUUCGACGAAAUAAUUAUCUGGAUUGCAUUUUAUGAUAUCUGUUUCCGUCGUUAGAGAAGUAUCGCGAAAACAUUACGAGAAGAGUUUAUGGUGAGACUCGCAGAUACCUGACAAUGACGAACAGCUGGCGAGGCACAAGUGUGCCAGCAAGUUCCAAGGAUCUGGAACAUAAUGAGUUUAUGAAACGCAUAAGAAAAUCAUUAUAUUAUUCCAAAUUACCAGUGAUUAACUCCUUGAGCUUACCAGUUACAGAAUUGGCAGCGGAACUUUUUACAGAAGUGAAAAGUGGUCAUACGUUGGAAAAACUUGAUGUUGAGGAAGCAAGUAGGAUAUCUAGAAAUGCGUGUGUUUCCCCAUGUUCGCUUGUGUUGGCCUUGCUGUACAUUGAAAGAUUAAAGAACUGCAAUCCAGAAUAUCUUCUUCAAGUAGCACCGUCUGAGUUAUUCUUGGUUUCUUUGAUGGUAGCCAGUAAAUUUCUACAUGAUGAUGGCGAGGAAGAUGAGGUUUUUAACAAAGAAUGGGCGAAUUCAGGACAAGUGACUAUAUCUCAAAUGAAUAAAUUGGAAAAAGAUUUUCUUGCUGCAAUCGACUGGACUGUAUUGGUGCAACAUCAAGAUUUUUGGGAAAGAUUGCAACAACUAGAAAAAAAUGUGGCAUAUCGAGAAGUACACAAGCGAAGAUGGUGCACAUAUACAGAAUUGAGCUGUUUGAUGAAUACUGUUCAAUUGAUUAGAAUCGCGCAAACCUUAAUAAGUGUUUCUUCGAUCUGCUUGGCGACUUAUGCCGCUGGAUUGGCGACUCUUCUGGGAUCUACUCUGGUUGCACAUUUUAUUGUGCAAAGUUGUUUACCAGGGGCAUCGUUUAAUUCGAAGCAACCAACAAAUUUGUCCGUGAAUCUUCCGAAUCUCACGUCAACCGACCUAACUGAUUCAUUGAUAAAUACACGAUCCCAAGAGAUCAAUGACGACGGUCUUCCGAUUUCCGAUUCUAAAAACGUGAAUUAUUCCGCGAUUGUGGAAACCACAAAUGAUGAUAAAGAUAUAGCUAGUUGGAAAUGGUGGCUAAAUUCGACAAUGAUUUGGCUGCCCGAGCAUUGCAAUUUGGAGAGCGAUGUCGAGGUUGCAAAUUCUACCAAUAGAUUAUGUAUCACCAACAUCGACUUCUCAUUCAAUUCGACGCAAGCUAUAAAUACAAAAAAAACAGAGAAAAUAAGAAAAACGGAGGAUUUUGCACCGGAAGACUAUCGCCGCAACGUGAAUUGGAAGGAAAUAUUGGACACGACCUUAAGCUGGAUGGUACAAGACUGGAGACGAUCGCAUUACAAAAAUAUCUUUCGAUCACCAGAAUUAAAAAUUUACUAUUAGUCUGUUGAUAAAAACUUGCCUGUUAGACAGCCUUCUUUCAAAAGAUAUAUAUAUAAUAUAAAUCUAUAUAUUUUUUGUACUAACAUUUUGCAAUGUAACGUUCGAUACUAACAGAUCUGUUUUUCUCAAUAAAUAUCCAAUGUCGCAUGCUAUGAA
Messenger RNA from Solenopsis invicta (red fire ant), 1605 nucleotides. Its product is annotated as protein CNPPD1. The record is from RefSeq and is a predicted model, not a curated record. Gene Ontology annotation, cellular component: nucleus; cyclin-dependent protein kinase holoenzyme complex. Gene Ontology annotation, biological process: regulation of cyclin-dependent protein serine/threonine kinase activity. Gene Ontology annotation, molecular function: cyclin-dependent protein serine/threonine kinase regulator activity; protein kinase binding. Bases 199 to 1449 code for a protein of 416 amino acids. The transcript is spliced from 5 exons. NCBI's taxonomy places the organism in Eukaryota, Metazoa, Arthropoda, Insecta, Hymenoptera, Formicidae.